Moneuplotes crassus is the source of this 733-nucleotide messenger RNA. Lineage: Eukaryota; Ciliophora; Spirotrichea; Euplotida; Euplotidae. The record is from the annotation of a GenBank genome assembly.
AAUAGUAACCACCACCUAUGGAAAAGGAAUUCAUUGGUGCGGAUCAACAAGAUCAGCUCGGAAACGGCUUCUCUAAUAGUAAUGAGUCAUCUUCAUCAGUAUCUUCCAAAGGAAAUGGCCUUCAAGAGGGUAUGUGCUUUAAGAAACUCAAGGACAUGUCUUAUGCUGAGAUCUCUAAACUGAAGAUUUUUCAGGACAACAAGGAAGAAAUCCUGAAUAAGGCUAUUGAAGAGGCUAAGAGAAUCAGUAAGAGAAACGCCUACUUCAAAAUUGAUGAAGUCAUGUUCAAAGUUCAUUAUGAAACCCAAAUGGGCCAAGAAGUUAAGAUCUUAGGCUAUGGAGGCUUAUUUGGAAACUGGAAGCCAGAAAAGGCGAUCAAACUAACUUGGAAUGAUGGCCACCAUUGGACUGUUAAAGUCUCUACAGAAGAACUUCCUAAGGAAGGAGAGUACAAAUAUAUGAUUUCUUGAGAUAAUGGAGAUGCAAUUUGGGCAAGUGGAGACAACAAGAAGUACAACAUCAAGAGAUUUAAAGAGGUAUUAAACAACACCCAGUUAUCUAAAGAUAGUCACAAGUAUGAGGCUGAUGUUUGCUUAGUACCAGGGUCAGACUCAAUGCCCCAACCUGUUGUCAGUGUGAAGAUAGAGUAUGAUCCUCGCACUAAAGUUCUAUGCAUUUUGGAUAACUUUCAUUCGGCCCCUUAAAUUAGGUAUUUAUUUCAACAUGCUCUGAA